AGCCAGCUCUCCCAGGCCCUCAAUGGAUUGUCAGACAGAGCCAAGGAGGCAAAGGAAUUCCUAGUCCAGCUCCGCAACAUGGUGCAGCAAAUCCAGGAGAACAGCGUGGAGUUCGAGGCCUGCCUGGUGGCGCAGUGCGACGCCCUCAUCGAUGCCCUCAACAGGAGGAAAGCCCAGCUGCUCUCCCGGGUCAACAAGGAGCACGAGCACAAGCUGAAGCUGCAGAUCUCAGAUGCUCUCAUCAGGAGGGUGCACAUGACCGAGGAUCAGUGGGGCAAGGGGACGCUCACCCCCCGCAUGACCACGGACUUCGACCUGAACCUGGACAAUGCCCCUCUGCUCCAGUCCAUCCACCAGCUGGACUUCGUGCAGAUGAAAGUGCCGGCGCCGCCGAUCCUGCAGCUGGAGGAGUGCUGCACCCACAACAACAGCGCCACGCUGUCCUGGAAGCAGCCGCCGCUGUCCACCGUGCAGGUGGAGGGAUACAUCCUGGAGCUGGACGAUGGCAACGGUGGCCAGUUCAGGACACGCAGUCAGAAGAGCAGACCCUCCCUUUCCCAGUGCCUUUGGAAAGAUCGCAGCUUCGUAGAAUGAGUCCUUUCUCCUCCACCCUUAACCUGCAACCCAGCUUCUCGGGGAGAUCCUACUUUGAGCUAAGAUCUUCGGCCCACCAGCUGAGCUUGCAUUCCUCCUUACAGUCCCUGAAUUCAGCCGGAUGCAAUUUUGACUCACAAGGAUCGCCUUACUCCCAAUUAGUUGACAUUAAAAAAAUGGUGGCAGUUGCUUGGUUCUCUUUCGACCCCUCCUCUGCCCACGCUGACAUCAUCUUUUCCAAUGACAACCUGACUGUCACCUGCAACAGCUACGACGACAGGGUGGUGCUGGGCAAAACGGGCUUUUCCAAAGGGCUGCACUACUGGGAGCUGUCCAUCGACCGCUACGACAACCACCCCGACCCGGCCUUCGGCGUGGCGCGCAUUGACGUGCUCAAGGAUGCCAUGCUGGGCAAGGACGACAAGGCCUGGGCCAUGUACGUGGACAACAACCGCAGCUGGUUCAUGCACAACAACUCCCACACCAACAGAACGGAGGGCGGGAUCACGAAAGGGGCCACGGUGGGAGUGCUGCUGGAUCUGACCAGGAGGACUCUGACCUUCUCCAUCAACGAGGACCAGCAAGGGCCCGUGGCCUUUGAGAACCUGGAGGGUCUCUUCUUCCCCGCCGUCAGCCUCAACAGGAACGUGCAG
This is a messenger RNA of Zonotrichia albicollis (white-throated sparrow), 1247 nucleotides long. NCBI's taxonomy places the organism in Eukaryota, Metazoa, Chordata, Aves, Passeriformes, Passerellidae. The record is from RefSeq and is a predicted model, not a curated record.